GGGCACAGUGCUUUCAUUUUCAGAGCAGUUCUGGCAGCGUUGGGAUCAUCACUCUCGGUAGGCCAUGGCCGUUCCUCAGGACUUCCAAACAUUUGUCUUCCUUGAUAUCGAAACCACCGGUUUGCCCCGACACCAGCCUCACAUGGCGGAGCUGUGCCUCUUUGCUGUGCACCGGCGAUCUUUGCUACCCUCUCUGCCGAACGAUGCCCUGACCCCGCAGGAGCAGCUGCCCCGUGUCAUAGACAAGCUCACCCUCUGCAUUAACCCACAGAAACCUUUCACCCCUGGAGCCAAGGUGAUCACUGGGCUGAGCAACCAGAACCUGGAGGAGAACUGCAAGCAGGAUCUCAACAGUGCUGCGGUCGAGGUUCUGCUGGGGUUCCUGCGCCGGCAAGCUGGCCCAAUCUGCUUGGUGGCCCACAAUGGCUUGGGGUUUGAUUUCCCCCUGCUGUGUACGGAGCUUCAGAGAGUGGGCACCAACCUGCCUCCAGACAUGGGCUGCCUGGAUACACUGCUUGCCAUGAGGACAUUAGUUAAAGGCGCACAUGGGGGCUACCAGCUGGGGAAUCUGUACCGGUACUUUUAUGGCCAGGAUCCCAUCCGUGCCCACUCCGCUGAAGGGGAUGUGAUCACUCUUCUCCUGGUGUUUCUUGCUAGAGCUCCUGAGCUGAUCAAAUGGGCAGCCCACAACGCCUGCCCUUGGAAGGAGAUCCAGCCUAUGUACCAGCCCAGUAUAGGCAGGAACUGAAACUUGCGCAAUGUAUGAUGAUGGGAAGAAGCGUGAACGCUUCCUCCAGCCUUUCUGGCAUGUUUAGACUGAAUGCUUUAAUUAUGGGAUUCGAUAUAUACAGCUUUCAUGCAUAUUGUUAGCCCUAGAGUUCGGAAGACUACCUCUCAGCACUGAUAGAUGCAAACUAUUUCAAAAACAAUGUUAGUUGAAGUAACUGUGGUGUAGUGGUUUGAGUGUUGGGAUUAUGACUCUGAUGACCAGGGUUCAAUUCCUUUGGCAAAUCACACUCUCUCAACCCAGAAAACUCCAUAUUUUGCCCGUAUCAGGAUUGCCAUAAGUCGGAAGUGAAUUGACAUAAUGGAGCCUGAUACUACUACUACUACUAAUAAUAAUAAUAAUAAUUUUAAUAAUAAUAAUAAGGUUUGAAGAGAAACAACUGGAAAAGCGUGGUCCCAGUGGUGAUCGGCACACUGGGUGCCGUGCCUCAAGACUUUGACCUGCACUUAAAGCAAUCAGCGCUGACAACAUUACCAUCGGUCAGCUGCAAAAGGCCACUUUACUGGGAUUUGCACACGUUAUUCGCCAAUACAUCUCACAGUCUUAGACACUUGGGAAGUGUCUGACGUGUGAUCCAAUACAACAGCCAGCAGAGUGCCUGCUGUGGACUCAUCUUGUGGUGUUUCAAAUAAUGCAUCACAUAGUCCUAGACACUUGGGAAAUGUCCGAAGUGUGAUCCAAUACAAAGGCCAGCAUAGUGAUCUUGUUUGCUGUGGACUCAUCUUGUUGUGUUUCAAGUAAUAAUAAUAAUAAUUGACUCUGGCCACAAGCCAGUCAGUGUGAUCCCAGUGGUGAUCGGCACACUGGGUGCAGUGCCUAAAGACCUUGGCCUGCACUUAAACACAAUUGACACUGACAAAAUUACCACCUGCCAGCUGCAGAAGGCCACCCUACUGGGAUCUGCCUCAUUAUUCGCCAAUACAUCACACAGUCCUAGACAUUUGGGAAGUGUCCGACGUGUGAUCCUAUACAACAGCCAGCAGAGUGUCUGCUGUGGACUUAUCCUGUUGUGUUUCUAAUAAUAAUAAUAAUAAUAAUAAUAAUAAUAAUAAUAAUAAUAAUACCAUCUGUCCGCUGCAAAAAGGCCACCCUACUCGGAUCUGCACACAUUAUUCGCCAAUACAUCACACAGUCAUAGACACUUGGGAAGUAUCCGACAUGUGAUCCAAUACAACAACCAGCGUAGUGAUCUUGUUUGCUGUGUACUAAUCUUGUUGUGUUUCAAAUAAUAAUAAUAAUAACAAAAACCUUAUUUUUAAUCUUCCCUGUCUCCCCUGGGGACUCUCAAAGGACUAAUUAGUCGGGCCGUUGUAGGUAUUUUUCGGGCUGACCACCUUGA
Molecule: messenger RNA, 2126 nt
Organism: Anolis sagrei ordinatus
Lineage: Eukaryota; Metazoa; Chordata; Lepidosauria; Squamata; Anolidae
Source: RefSeq, a predicted model, not a curated record